This is a messenger RNA of Theobroma umbraticum, 826 nucleotides long. RefSeq lists its product as uncharacterized. Gene Ontology annotation, molecular function: zinc ion binding. Lineage: Eukaryota; Viridiplantae; Streptophyta; Magnoliopsida; Malvales; Malvaceae. The record is from RefSeq and is a predicted model, not a curated record.
CAAAAGAUUGUUUAUUUUCCUCCCACAUCCCUAUUUUCAUCCUGUGCACGGAGGAAGUGAGAGAGGGAGAGUGAAAGAGAAAGCUUGGGAUUGACGCCACUAGGCGAAAAUGGUGAACUUCAUGCUGAAGAUCGCUGCCGACCUUGAAAAUCUAACGAACCUCCAGCCUCAAGGCGGCUGCGACGAUCCCUCCUUCUCCUAUCUCUUCAAGCUGAAAUGCGGUAGGUGUGGAGAGUUGAGUCAGAAGGAAACAUGUGUGAGCUUGGGCGAAUCCAUUCCUCUUCCUGUGGGCAAGGGAACCACCAAUCUCAUUCAGAAGUGCAAGUUUUGUUUGAGGGAAGGAACUAUAACAAUGAUCCCUGGCCAAGGUCGACCGCUGACCCACAAAGACAGUGAAGCAGGAAGCUAUGCACCUUUGAUGCUAUUGGACUGUAGGGGUCAUGAGCCUGUGGGUUUUAUAUUCGGUGGUGGCUGGAAGGUUGAAUCUCUGGAAGGGACUAAAUUUGAAGAUGUUGACUUGUCUGGAGACGACUUCGCUGAAUAUGAUGAGAAGGGAGAGUGCCCAGUGAUGAUAUCCAACCUUCGUGCUACUUUUGAUGUGGUGAAGUAGAGUAGCACUACUCUCCUACUUGCACAUGUCUUGGUAAAUAAGACUGAUGGUUCAUCAUGAGUGAGGUAGAAACCUGUAAAUGGAAAACAUUUCAUGUAGGCAUGAAGCUAUAUCCAAACGUGGUUUGUUGUGAAUUGUUCAGUUUGUAGUAUAUGCUAAUAGAUACAAUGGCAAUGGUUCCACUAAUUAAUGAAUCACAUUAUGUUUGUGCGUUUA